Talpa occidentalis (Iberian mole) is the source of this 2686-nucleotide messenger RNA. It is a transcript of the gene PABPC1L, whose product is annotated as poly(A) binding protein cytoplasmic 1 like. The transcript has 14 exons. Gene Ontology annotation, molecular function: mRNA 3'-UTR binding; poly(U) RNA binding; poly(A) binding. Bases 1 to 1857 code for a protein of 618 amino acids. NCBI's taxonomy places the organism in Eukaryota, Metazoa, Chordata, Mammalia, Eulipotyphla, Talpidae. The record is from RefSeq and is a predicted model, not a curated record. Gene Ontology annotation, cellular component: cytosol; ribonucleoprotein complex; nucleus.
AUGAACGCCAGCGGCCCCAGCUAUCCGCUCGCCUCGCUCUACGUGGGCGACCUGCACCCCGACGUCACCGAGUCCAUGCUCUACGAGAAGUUCUCGCCUGCCGGCCCCAUCCUGUCCAUCCGCGUGUGCCGCGACGUGGCCACCCGCCGCUCGCUGGGCUAUGCCUACAUCAACUUCCAGCAGCCGGCCGACGCGGAGCGGGCACUGGACACAAUGAACUUUGAGGUGAUCAAAGGCCAGCCCAUCCGCAUCAUGUGGUCCCAGCGAGACCCUGGGCUGCGCAAGUCAGGUGUGGGCAACAUCUUCAUCAAGAACCUGGAGGGCUCCAUUGACAACAAGGCCUUGUAUGACACCUUCUCCGCCUUUGGGAACAUCCUUUCUUGCAAGGUGGUGUGUGACAACAAUGGCUCCCGAGGCUUUGGCUUUGUCCAUUUUGAGACCCAUGAGGCCGCGCAGCAGGCUAUCGGCACCAUGAACGGGAUGCUGCUGAAUGACCGCAAAGUCUUCGUCGGCCACUUCAAGUCCCGACGCGAGCGGGAGGCAGAGCUAGGGGCUCAGGCCAUGGAGUUCACCAACAUCUACGUGAAGAACCUCCAUGUGGACAUGGAUGAGCGGGGUCUGCAGGAGCUCUUCUCCCAGUUUGGGAAGAUGCUGAGUGUGAAGGUGAUGAGGGACAGCAGCGGCCACUCCCGGGGCUUUGGCUUUGUCAACUUUGAGAAGCAUGAGGAAGCCCACAAGGCCGUGGUGGGCAUGAACGGAAAGGAGGUGCGCGGGCAGCUGCUGUACGUGGGCCGGGCCCAGAAGCGGGUAGAACGGCAGAACGCGCUAAAGCGCAGGUUCGAGCAGAUAAAGCAGGAGCGGCUGAACCGCUACCAGGGCGUGAACCUGUAUGUGAAGAAUCUAGAUGACUCCAUCAAUGAUGAGAAACUGAGGAAAGAGUUCUCUCCCUACGGAGUGAUCACCAGUGCAAAGGUGAUGACAGAGGGUAGCCACAGCAAGGGGUUUGGCUUUGUGUGUUUUUCCUCUCCAGAAGAGGCGACGAAGGCCGUGACAGAGAUGAACGGGCGCAUCGUUGGCACCAAGCCACUGUAUGUGGCGUUGGCCCAGCGCAAAGAGGAGCGGAAGGCCAUCUUGACCAACCAGUAUAUGCAGCGCCUCUCCACCAUGCGGGCCCUGAGCGGCCCCCUCCUGGGCUCCUUCCAGCAGCCCACCAGCUACUUCCUGCCCGCUGUGCCCCAGCCUCCAGCCCAGGCUGCGUACUAUGGCUCUGGCCCCAUAGCGCCCAUCCAGCCAGCUCCCAGGUGGACGGCCCAGCCGCCUCGCCCGGCUUCUACCUACCACCCACCUACCUCCAUGGUCCGGCCGCCCCCCUCAUCUCGGCGCCCCUCUGCCCACGUCAGCAACUUUAGGCAGGCUUCCACCCAGGCGCCACACCCGGUGCCCCACACUCAGCGAGUGGCUGACAUUGGCACCCAAACCACAGGCCCCUGUGGGGCAGGAUGCUCUACGCCAGGCGGCCCGCUCCUGACUCACAGAUACUUCUCAGUGCCACCCACCACCUGCGGGGUCCAGGAGCCUGCUGUGCACAUCCCGGGACAGAAGCCGCUGACGGCAUCCAUGCUGGCCGCUGCACCGCCGCACGAGCAGAAGCAGAUGAUUGGUGAGCUUCUCUACCCCCUAAUCUACGAUGUCCACACUCAGCUGGCUGGCAAGAUCACAGGCAUGCUGCUGGAAAUUGACAACUCAGAGCUGCUGCUGAUGCUGGAGUCUCCAGAGUCCCUCCAUGCCAAGGUGGAUGAGGCUUUGGCAGUGCUGCAAGCACAUCAGGCCAUGGAGCAGACGAAAAUCGUGCCCUGACAUCAGGUGGGUGGGGGAGGGGCAGCUAAGCCCAGAAGCUGUGAAGAACUGGCCAGGAACUUUCACCAGCUCCCUGAGAAACCUUUGUACUGCUUUCUGAGGCGCCAAAGAAGGAGUCUGGGGGGGAAGUUGAGGGCCAAAGGAGAGGAUAAACUGUGCUUACAAAGGGCACUGAUGCUCCUGCGAAGUGAAGGUGUUCCCUGGCCAGCCGCCCUGUCUGGCCUGACUCAGACUGGGCUGGGUGCCCCCUGGACAUGGCCUGACUCCAUUCUGCUUGCCUCACAGCCUGACUGGGCCUUGUCUCUGUACUCAGUGGAAGGCUGGGUAUCUGCCGUACUUUGGAAACAUUUAUUUUUUACCUUUCAUGCCCAGAAAAUGGAACCCUCACUCCCCUGGCUGACAGAACAGCAUUUCCUGCUCAUGACUCUAGGCCUGUGAAUCAUAACUUAUUUCUCAGUUGGGCUGUACCUUGCGCUGGAGCUCUGUGGAAUGCAGGCGGGUCACUUAGCAAGCCUGUUGCCUUUUGCUUUGUGCAUUAAAAGUGCUGCAAAAUAUCUUGUCUUCCAGAAGCCUCCUUUUCCUGGGGUGGUGGGGCAAAGCAGAGGGCAGGCUUGACUGGGUGGGGCUUUGGCAGGAAGGAACUGAAACCCAGGCGGCACAGAGGGUCCAUAUACAAGAAGAGAACUGUCGGGAACUGACAGGUGCAGCGUCCUGCCCACCGCAGGUGCAGAGGAUGGCUAAAUGGCUGCCGUUCCAAUGCACUGAAUGACCUAAGCUACAGGUGCCCAUGCCAGAUGUGCGUGGGGCUGAUGGAGGGGUUGUGUGAUGU